GAAGGCAGACAGACAGACAGAGAGAGAGAGAGAGAGCAAGAUAAAGAAGUGGGAAAAUGUAAAAUGUUUGUUUUACUUGAAACUCUGCAAUGUACAUUUUGCCUAAUGUAUAUGUACUUUUUCCUAUCAUUUCAGAAUAUAUAUAUAUAUAUAUACAUGUAUAUAUCCAUUCCCAAUUCGACCGUAGGAGAGGUCUUGAAAAUUAGAAAUAUAUUACACUGUAAAGAACACAUUAGAGCAACCAGCUUUACUCUAAUAAUAAAUGAGUCUGAGAUUGUAGACUACCAUUGCUCACUGACCCCCAUCACUCGAUACACAUUGCACCAUGAGAUUGCAAUCUUGAACUUGAUGCCUCUAUAUAAAUAGAGGUGAAGAACAGAGGCUCUUUCAGUAACCUCUUCGUUCUGCUUUGUCGUGGAUCACUGUGAAUGCUGUGACUAGCUAUUGCACAGGACCUCACUACAAAGCAUCUUAACAGGUCUCCAUCUCUUCUCGACAGCUUAGAGGUAUAAAACAUGGCUGACAGUGAAUCUCAUGAAUGCAGUAGUGAAGGUCAUGUAACCGCCGGACGUCGAGCCGUAGAGCAGGAAUGGGCGGCUGCCUGGUAUGAUGGUGACUGUAAGGACGCUAACAGGGAGGUCAGCAAAUGGCUGAAAGAACACAGCGACAAGUUGACUGGAGGGAAGGCCAACUGUCGAAUCCUAGUGCCUAUGUGUGGUGCUACUAGGGACCUUCAAUGGUUGAUUGAUGAAGGUCAUGAAGUGAUCGGUCUAGAGCUGGUUGAUAAAGCACUACAUCUCUUUCUUGAUCGACACCGGAUUAAAUACACCACAUCCCAAGUACCUAGCGUCAAUGACGGGAAGUGCUACAAGAGUAAAGACAAGAAGCUCGCUUUGUACAGAUGUAACAUCUUUGAGAUGGAUAUGAGUCUUAUAGGGAAGGUUGAUUGUGUAUGGGACUGUGGUGCCAUGACAGACAUACCUCCUGCAGAGAGAAAAGAAUAUGCAGAGAUCCUUCUAUCAGUACUCAAGCCUGGAGGAAGAAUACUCGCUGAAACCUUCACAUUUGGAGAGAUAGAAGAAGCUGACGAUGAUCAUAAACAUGGUCAUAAUGAGACGGGAAGUUUUAUCUGCAAGUAUGGCGUCGAUCACAGCAACGAUCCCCCACAAGAUAAAUGCAACGAACACCAUGAUCACCCUGACCACAAACAUGAUCAUGGCCAUGACUGCAGUCACGACCACGGCCACGACCACAAGCAUAGUGAUCAACAUCAUGGUCAUGAGCAUCUUGGUGAGGGCCACGAUGAAGACCCUCCGUGUCGUCCGGUGGAGGAAGAAGACUUCCAGAAGAUGUAUGGAGAGCGUUGCAGUAUUGAGAAGCUAUGUGAGGAAGACAGCAAGGAAGCUGAGGAAUGGGGGCCAAGCUGGUGGGCUAAGAACAGACUACAUAUUCUCCUCCUCAAGUAAUCAUUUUUAUCACACACCUUGGAGUAUGGUCAGCCUGUCAACAUUGCAACCGAUCUUGCAUAAUAUUCAAAGUUUUAGCUCAUGCACGUUCAUCAAUUUUAUUCGAAAUAAUGUGCAUCACAUAAAACCAUACCUCAAAAAAACUUACCUCGCAAAGCUUACAUAAUAAUAUCCAGACUUUAAACUCAUAUAUACAUUGAUUAUUUGUGACAAACUGUAUUGAAAGACCACAAAUUUUCACUAACUUUUUGAGUGAUAGGGUCAAGCUUCACAAAUAUUUCAAGCUGCAAUGUGAAAUGAAUUUAUCAAAACAUUGAUAUUCUGCAAUGUGCAAAAGUUUUGUUGUUGUUGUUGCAAAAUGACCACCAUUAACAAAAGAGUCAUGUCACUAAGUUUUCUGGGAUUAGAGUACCAUAUAGUCUUUCAAAAUUUGCCUACAAGCCGAAUAUCUUUUUUUUUCUUCUCUUGUACAUGUAGGUAUAUGUAGAUAUAGUAUAUUGUAUGUACCGGUAUGAAGAAUGCUUAUUAAGGCAUCUCGUGUUGUAAGAUGUUAAAGGGAGUCACUCGUCAGUUUCCAUGUGCAGAAGGCCAUAAUUUGCUGACACCAGACUUGGUGGAUUAAAAUCAUUAAAGUGUGUACACGUACUAGGUCUGCACACAGCGAACCCGUAGGCCAAUCAAGAAAUACCCCUUGUCUCUCUGAGAGUCUUCGGGUGAGGGAAAAGUGAGAUAAUGACUUGACCAUGUGGGGGAAUGGGUGGAAAACGCAGUACAUUACAUAAGGCCUGCUGGUCAUAAAACUGAAGGCUAAUUCUGGUGAUUGACAGCACCUCUUAUUGGGUAAACACCCGAACGGUGUUGAAUUCCCCAUGACAGCUAACUACUAUGUGUCUUUAAGAGUGACAGAGUAACAUCUGACAACCAGUGAUGCCUGAAUAAGAUUGACUUUUAAAACUGUUUGUGUUUAUUGCUAUGAUUUUUGUUAUCAUGUAAGCACAACUGUAUGUGAAUAGCCAUUCACCACUUUUUAAAAUUUGUGACAGACAUUAUAUUACCCAGGCAGUGAAUAUGAAUAUAUGAAUAAAAGUCUGGUGCAAAGGUACAAUGAAAUAAUAUAAAUCAUAGAAAUGAUAUUUUUAUUUGUCAAUCAGCAAUUAUUGAUUUAUCAUUAUGACACAGGGAUAUUACUUCAGUAUGUCUAUGCUAUCUGUUCUCACUGUUAGUUUUGUAUAAUUGUCUUUUUAUCUGUAAAUACUACUGUAUGAGCUAAAUGCUUAAUCAGAUUCUAAUGAAAUCUUAUUAAAUGGGAUCAGUUAUUCAGUUAUUGGAUGCAGGUACAUGUACAAGAACUGUGGAGUGCUUCAUUUAAUUUCAUUUCAACUUUAUAUAGGCAUCCAAAGAAUUUCAGGUUUGCUAUGUAUAUAAUGCCAAUACACUCUGAACAGCACUUAAUCUUUACAUGAUUGUGCAAAACUGUUUUAAUCAUGAUUGUAUUGUCCAUGUACUUUUAUUUUAAAUCGACUGUCGUAAUAAUAGCAAUUUUGUAUGAGAUAUAUGCUGGAAAUCUAAGUGAUUACACCUUUUUAUGAAAUCAAUAAAUUGUAUCAAGAAAAUUA
Molecule: messenger RNA, 3082 nt
Organism: Strongylocentrotus purpuratus (purple sea urchin)
Lineage: Eukaryota; Metazoa; Echinodermata; Echinoidea; Camarodonta; Strongylocentrotidae
Product: probable thiopurine S-methyltransferase
Exons: 9
Coding region: 516-1466 (316 amino acids)
Molecular function (GO): thiopurine S-methyltransferase activity
Source: RefSeq, a predicted model, not a curated record